Molecule: messenger RNA, 1464 nt
Organism: Paramecium sonneborni
Lineage: Eukaryota; Ciliophora; Oligohymenophorea; Peniculida; Parameciidae
Source: the annotation of a GenBank genome assembly
AUGUCAUAGAAAAAAAACGAUUGUGAAUUGAUCUUAAUUGAUCCUUCAGACGAAACAGAAAUUAAACCUAUCAAAAUCUUAAAAAAAAUUGUUACCAAUGCUGGUGGUGUUAGGUAUCUUGUAGAAUAUAGCAAUGGUGAAUAAAAAUAAGAAACUGAAAAAUAUAUGAAGGAAAAUUAUUAAGAAUUAAUUGAAGAUUAUAAUUAUUUCUCUGUUUGUGGUAGUAGAUUCGAUUAAUUAACUUUAUAAAAAAUGAGGGAAAAUAACAAUAAAAUGUAAAAUUUUGAAAAUCAUGCUAAACUACCUUCGAUUCCAUCUGAUGAAAAUUAUCCAAUUUUUAAAAGGCAAAAAAAAAUUGAUAAACAAACAGAAAAAAAUAAUAAGUUAAACAAUAAUUAAAUUUUACCAUUGCCUUAAUAAUAAUAGUAAUAAUUGUAAUAAUAAGUAUAGAAUUAGUCAUAAUAACAUUAAUAAUAAUAACAAUAAUAAUAAUAAUUAUUUUAACAAUAAUAAAUAUAAUAAAUCUAGUAGUAAAAUAAUUUUAUUUAGAAUGAAAAAAGUUUAAUUAAAUAAUAAUAAAUCCAAAAUUAAUCCCUACUUUAAUAAAAAUCAGAAUUAGGAGAUAAAAUUAAAUCUAUAUCAUUAGAAAAUGGAUUAUUUUUAGUUUAAUGGUAAACCAGACCUGAUGGUAAUAUACCAUAUCAAGAAUAUUACAAUUAUGACUUUUUAAAAGCUACUGCUCCAACUAUUUUAUUAUCAUUCUUAGAAUAAGAAUUUUUAAAUAAUGACUUAAAAUUUAAAAAUCUAAAAAGACAUUCUUUUUAAAAUACAAAUAAAGAAAAUAUUGAAAAUGAAAAUAACAAUUUAUAAAAUAAAGAAAUUUUAGUCAAUAAUAAUGAUAAAAUUUAAGAAAUAAUAGAUGUCUAAAAAGAAGUAUCAAAAGAAGAUUUUGUGAAUAAAAAAGAUACUUAAUUUGAAGAAGUAAAAGAAUAAAAAGAUAAUUCUAAAGAUAUUCUAAUAGAUGAUAUUUCAGUAGAUGAUGCUUAAGAAGUUAUUCUUGAUGAGAAAUAAACUGUUGAUAAAGAAAAAAAAUAGCAAUUAUAAAAAAAAGGUAUUAUUCCUACUUGUAAGCCUUAAGGAUAAAAUUAAAAAUAAAGAAAACAUAUUUCAGAAAAAGGAUAAGAAAUAUUUGCACUAGAUAAAGUAUAAGGAAAACUUGAUGAAAAAAUAUUUUAGAUGGAAAAACCAAUACCUAAGCAACAAGUAACAAUAAGUCAACCAAAAUUGAUAAACUAAUCAUUUCCAGCACAAUUUGCCUAGGUCUAAGCUUAAGAUGAAUUUGAAAUACUUGGUUCUUUGGAAAAACCAGACGAUAAAUAAAAUUAAAAUUAUGAAAAAGAACUUGAAGAAUGUUACUCUGAUGUUGAAUUGCCUCAUUUUUAAUUUAAUUAAAGUGAAAUUUGA